Podarcis raffonei (Aeolian wall lizard) is the source of this 5231-nucleotide messenger RNA. It is a transcript of the gene SLC12A5, whose product is annotated as solute carrier family 12 member 5. The coding region runs from base 371 to 3712 and encodes 1113 amino acids. The record is from RefSeq and is a predicted model, not a curated record. Lineage: Eukaryota; Metazoa; Chordata; Lepidosauria; Squamata; Lacertidae. Gene Ontology annotation, cellular component: membrane. The transcript is spliced from 26 exons. Gene Ontology annotation, molecular function: potassium:chloride symporter activity. Gene Ontology annotation, biological process: chloride ion homeostasis; chemical synaptic transmission; cell volume homeostasis.
CGGAUUGCGCGGGGGGGAGCCGCAGUGCCAGCCCCCGAGAUGCCCUAAUUCCUCCGCCGCCGACUCAGAUCUGCGCUGCCCUCGGAGGUGGCGAGCAGUUCGGCGGACGCUCCUGGCCCCUCCUCUCCCAGCUCGCUUACACCUCGGCGCCCCCCCGCCUCAGCUCAUCCACCGCCCCCCCUCCGCUCGCCCGCCUGACGGAGAAGAUGCCUUUUGAAUACACGAUGAACUGAAAGGGGGCUGAGCGGCAGCAGCGGCGGCGGCGGCAGCGGAGAAGGGAAAGGCUCUGCUCCGCACUGCAGCGGCGCGCGAGGCAGGCGCGGGGAGCCCAGGCAAGCGAGGCUCGGACGAGGCAGCCCCGGCGGGCGCCAUGCUGAACAACCUGACGGACUGCGAGGACGGCGACGGGGGCGCCAGCCAAGGCGAUGGAAACCCCAAGGAGAGCAGCCCUUUCAUCAACAGCACAGACCUGGAGAAGGGGAAGGAAUAUGACGGGAAAAACAUGGCCUUGUUUGAGGAGGAAAUGGACACCAUCCCCAUGGUGUCGUCCAUGCUCAGCGGCCUGGCCAACUACACCAACCUGCCUCAGGGCAGCCGGGAGCACGAGGAGGCGGAGAACAACGAGGGAGCCAAGAAGAAGCCCGUCAAGGCUCCCCAGAUGGGCACCUUCAUGGGCGUGUACCUGCCAUGCCUGCAGAACAUCUUCGGCGUCAUCCUCUUCCUCCGCCUGACGUGGGUCGUUGGCAUUGCGGGCAUCAUGGAGUCCUUCUGCAUGGUCGUCCUCUGCUGCUCCUGCACGAUGCUGACAGCCAUUUCCAUGAGUGCCAUUGCCACCAAUGGAGUCGUGCCAGCUGGCGGGUCGUACUACAUGAUCUCCCGCUCGCUCGGCCCUGAGUUUGGGGGUGCUGUGGGGCUCUGCUUCUACCUGGGCACCACUUUUGCAGGUGCCAUGUACAUCCUGGGCACCAUCGAGAUUCUGCUGGCCUACAUCUUCCCCCCGAUGGCCAUCUUCAAGGCCGAGGACGCCAGUGGAGAAGCGGCUGCCAUGCUCAACAACAUGCGUGUCUACGGGACGUGUGUGCUCACCUGCAUGGCCACCGUGGUCUUUGUGGGCGUCAAGUACGUCAACAAGUUUGCCCUGGUCUUCCUGGGCUGCGUCAUCCUCUCCAUCCUGGCCAUCUACGCCGGAGUCAUCAAGUCGGCCUUUGACCCACCCAGCUUCCCGAUCUGCCUGCUGGGCAACCGGACUCUGUCCCGCGACGGCUUUGACACCUGCACCAAGGUGGUCCAGGAGGGCAACGAGACCAUCGGCUCCCAGCUCUGGGGGCUCUUCUGCUCCUCCCGCUUCCUCAACGCCUCCUGCGACGAGUACUUCGCCCUCAACAACGUCACCGAGAUCCAGGGCAUCCCGGGAGCUGCUUCCGGCCUCAUCCAAGAAAACCUCUGGAGCACCUACUUGCCCAAAGGGGUGAUCAUUGAGAAGUCUGGGUUGACCUCGGCGGCCCCUGCAGAUGCCCUCCUGGACAUGGACCAGCCCUACGUCUUCAGCGACAUGACCUCCUACUUCACCCUCCUGGUGGGCAUCUACUUCCCCUCAGUCACAGGGAUCAUGGCUGGUUCCAACAGGUCUGGAGACCUGCGUGAUGCUCAGAAGUCCAUCCCCACGGGCACCAUCCUCGCCAUCGCCACCACGUCCGCAGUCUACAUCAGCUCCGUCAUCCUCUUUGGCGCUUGCAUCGAGGGCGUCGUGCUCCGGGACAAGUUUGGCGAGGCCGUGAGCGGGAACCUGGUGGUGGGCACCCUGGCCUGGCCCUCCCCCUGGGUCAUUGUCUUCGGGUCCUUCUUCUCCACCUGCGGAGCUGGGCUGCAGAGCCUGACGGGGGCCCCUCGCCUGCUGCAGGCCAUCUCUCGCGACGGCAUCGUCCCCUUCCUGCGGGUCUUUGGGCACGGCAAGGCCAACGGGGAACCCACCUGGGCCCUCCUGCUCACCGCCUGCAUCUGCGAAAUAGGCAUCCUCAUUGCCUCCCUGGACGAGGUGGCCCCAAUCCUCUCCAUGUUCUUCCUGAUGUGCUACAUGUUCGUCAACCUGGCCUGCGCGGUGCAGACGCUGCUGAGGACCCCAAACUGGCGGCCGCGGUUUCGGUAUUACCACUGGACCCUCUCCUUCCUGGGCAUGAGCCUCUGCCUGGCCCUGAUGUUCAUCUGCUCCUGGUACUAUGCGCUGGUGGCCAUGCUGAUUGCAGGACUCAUCUACAAAUACAUCGAAUAUCGAGGAGCGGAGAAGGAGUGGGGCGAUGGGAUCCGGGGCCUGUCCCUCAGCGCGGCCCGUUAUGCCCUCUUGCGGCUGGAGGAAGGGCCGCCCCAUACGAAGAACUGGAGGCCGCAGCUGCUGGUGCUUGUCCGCGUGGAUCAGGACCAGAACGUGGCCCACCCGCAGCUGCUCUCCUUCAUCAACCAGCUGAAGGCCGGCAAGGGGCUGACCAUCGUGGGCUCCGUGUUGGAGGGCACCUUCCUGGACAACCAUGCUCAGGUCCAGCGGGCAGAGGAGUCCAUCCGGCGGCUGAUGGAGGCGGAGAAGGUGAAGGGCUUCUGCCAGGUGGUGACGUCGACCUCAGUGCGCGACGGCAUGUCCCAUCUGAUCCAGUCCAGCGGUCUGGGGGGGCUGCAGCACAACAGCGUCCUGGUCGGCUGGCCUCGCAACUGGCGCAGCAAGGAGGACCACCAGACCUGGAGGAACUUCAUUGAGCUCGUGCGAGAGACCACCGCUGGGCACAUGGCGCUCCUGGUGGCCAAGAACCUGGCCAUGUUCCCGGCCAACUCGGAACGCUUCUCGGAGGGCCACAUCGACGUCUGGUGGAUCGUGCACGACGGAGGGAUGUUGAUGCUGCUGCCCUUCCUGCUGCGUCAACACAAGGUUUGGCGCAAGUGCAAGAUGCGGAUCUUCACCGUGGCCCAGAUGGACGACAACAGCAUCCAGAUGAAGAAGGACCUGACGACUUUCCUGUACCACCUGCGCAUCACAGCCGAGGUGGAAGUGGUGGAGAUGCACGAGAGUGACAUCUCCGCCUACACCUACGAGAAGACCUUGGUGAUGGAGCAGCGCUCCCAGAUCCUCAAGCAGAUGCACCUCACCAAGACGGAGAGGGAGCGCGAGAUCCAGAGCAUCACGGACGAGUCGCGUGGCUCCAUCCGCCGCAAGAACCCCACCAACACGCGCUUGCGCCUCAAUGUCCCAGAUGAGCAGGUGGGCGACAACGAGGAGAAGCCGGAAGAAGAGGUGCAGCUCAUCCAUGACAAAAACGCCACCAGCGGCUCCCCGUCUCCGGGGGACGAAACGGAGGCGGAGGCGGAGCCAGAGGCCGCCCCGGAGAAGGUGCACCUCACCUGGACGAAAGACAAGCUGGCCGAGAAGAACAAGGGCAAGAGUCCCGUCAGCCCCGAGAGCAUCAAGGACUUCUUCAGCAUGAAGCCGGAGUGGGAGACCCUGAACCAGUCCAACGUCCGGCGGAUGCACACCGCCAUCCGCCUCAACGAGGCCAUCGUGAAGAAGUCCCAGGACGCCAAGCUGGUGCUGCUCAACAUGCCAGGGCCCCCCCGGAACCGCAAGGGGGACGAGAACUACAUGGAGUUCCUGGAAGUCUUGACGGAGCACCUGGACCGGGUCUUGCUGGUGCGCGGUGGCGGCCGAGAGGUCAUCACCAUUUACUCCUGAGAAGCUGGCCGAGGCCGUUGCCCGGAGGUUUGUGCCCCGCCUGAGAGCCCCGCCUGCCCCUUUCCGCACCCAUCUCUCCCGGAGAGCCAGCAGGGAGGGUCCGCCGCCCAACGCCGCUCCACUCGUCUCUCCGCACGUGAACUGCAGCGCCAGGCGCACCCAUCCAAACACCGCGGCCGCCAGCUCCCGCCCAGCGGCACGGCUGCUACCGCUGACCCAUAGAUCGACCUCGGCUCUAGGCCGGUGCUCGCCGUGGGGCGGAGGGCGGCCGCCGGCAGCUAAGUGACUUCCCCGGGAGGCCGGAGACUCAGACGCGCCGAGCCCCUUGCCCUGUUCCUGCCUGCUUUUCUAUCGUUGCCUUUUGUCGGGUGUGCUCCUUGCUCCCCCCGCCCCGUCCCCCCUAUCCAGCCCCCCAGGUGGGGAGAGGGCACCAGCCAAGGCCACCAGCGUGCUUCUUCCCUUGCCAGUGCUGGACUCUCCCCUCCCUGCCCUCCUAAGACAAGCCCCCUCUUGGGGACCAAAGCAAUGGGGCUGGGCAGCUAUCGUAGAAUCGUAGAAUUGUAGAAUUGGAAGGGACCCCUGGGGUCAUCUAGUCCAACCCCCUGCCCUCCUGCUUUGCCCUUUUUGCCCAGGAGGGCCUGGCAACUACUGCUGACCCCCUGCAGGCUGCCUGGGCUUAGAAUGGCAGAGCUGUCGAGUGGGAAAGGGGGUCAUCUUGUGUCCUGUCGCCCCUCCAAACCCGCCAACCAUUUUGCACUUUGCUCUUCCCGUCCGGCCCCGAGGGACACUGGGCCGCAGAGAUGGGUCUGUCUGCCCCGUCUCGGACGGAGAAGCCACGCCUUUUGGGGUCCGCGUUUCCUCCUUCCUGCCAAAAGGGGCGGGAGAGGAGACAGGACAGACCCCACCGGGGCCCCUGCAAGACCACAGCCCCUUUGCACUUUAGGACUGGCUUUCCCAGCCCACGGGGCUGGGCUGCCAGGUGACACCCCCCCAGGGGCCACAGUGGGGGCGGGGGCCCCUCUCGCCACCCUCCUGCUUCUGUGGCCCCUUCCUCGCCCGCUGACAUUCCCCAAAUGCCCCGUAUGGGACGGCAGUCUCUCCCUUGGGGGAGGAAGGUUGCCUCAGCCGGAUGCACUUAAUGCCCCCCCCCGCCCUCCUGCAUGCCCCCCCCCCCGGUUCUCAUCUGGCUCAACAAAGGGCUAAGAUGCUUUGGGGGGGAUUCUGUUUCCCCCCAUCCUAGAAUCACAGUGUUUGAAAUGGGACCCCAGGGGUCAUCUAGUCCAACCCCCUGCAAUGCAGGAAUUGCAACAACGAAGCCUCCCUCCCUUGCCUCCCCCCGAAACGUGUGAUGCAGCCCCUCCCUCUCCCCCUCCCCCCCCAGUGUCCGCUGUGGGGCUUUUAACCAAUGUGAAUACUCCUCCGUAGCCAGAGGGACAUCGCUCUGCCUGAUAUGGGGCUGUAUAUAUUGUAAAUAGCACAGGACAUGUAUUUUUAAAGGGGUCGUAUUUAUGUGGGGGGG